Molecule: messenger RNA, 954 nt
Organism: Arabis nemorensis
Lineage: Eukaryota; Viridiplantae; Streptophyta; Magnoliopsida; Brassicales; Brassicaceae
Source: the annotation of a GenBank genome assembly
AUGUCGACAUCUGAGGAUAAAGUUGAAAUAUCUGAGAAGAAAGUGGAAAUCGUCGAUAGAGGUCACAAGGAAGAGGAAAAAGAAGAAGGGAAAGGUGGAUUCCUCGAUAAGGUGAAAGAUUUCAUUCAUGACAUUGGUGAGAAAAUCGAGGGAACCAUUGGGUUUGGGAAGCCAACUGCUGAUGUCUCUGCUAUACAUAUCCCUAAGAUCAAUCUCGAGAGGGCAGAUAUCGUUGUAGACGUGCUCGUGAAGAACCCGAAUCCGGUUCCUAUCCCUUUGAUCGAUAUUAACUACCUGAUCGAGAGCGAUGGGAGGAAACUUGUUUCUGGAUUGAUCCCUGAUGCUGGAACAAUCAAGGCUCAUGGAGAAGAAACUGUGAAGAUACCAUUGACUUUGAUCUAUGAUGACAUCAAGAGCACUUACAACGAUAUUAACCCCGGGAUGAUCAUACCGUACAAGAUCAAGGUUGAUCUGAUUGUGGAUGUGCCAGUGUUGGGAAGACUGACAUUGCCGAUGGAGAAACAUGGGGAGAUCCCGAUUCCAAAGAAACCCGAUGUUGAUAUCGAGAAGAUUCAGUUCCAGAAAUUCUCCUUGGAAGAAACCGUGGCGAUUCUCCACGUGAGGCUUGAGAAUCUGAAUGAUUUCGACUUGGGGCUUAACGACUUGGACUGUGAGAUUUGGUUGUGUGAUGAAAGCAUUGGGAAAGCAGAGAUAUCGGAUUCGAUCAAGCUUGAUAAAAACGGAAGCGGAUUGAUUAAUGUGCCAAUCACAUUCCGACCAAAGGACUUUGGUUCCGCGCUUUGGGAUAUGAUCCGUGGUAAAGGAACUGGAUACACUAUCAAAGGUAAUGUUGAUGUUGAUACACCAUUUGGAGCUAUGAAGCUUCCUAUUAUCAAGGAAGGUGGCACGACCCGUCUGAAGAAAGAAGACGAUGACGACGACGAUGAGGAGUAA